Messenger RNA from Oenanthe melanoleuca, 3046 nucleotides. RefSeq names its product MAPK associated protein 1 (gene MAPKAP1). Gene Ontology annotation, cellular component: plasma membrane; TORC2 complex; cytoplasm. Lineage: Eukaryota; Metazoa; Chordata; Aves; Passeriformes; Muscicapidae. Gene Ontology annotation, molecular function: phosphatidylinositol-4,5-bisphosphate binding. The transcript has 12 exons. The record is from RefSeq and is a predicted model, not a curated record. The coding region runs from base 166 to 1734 and encodes 522 amino acids. Gene Ontology annotation, biological process: TORC2 signaling.
GGACGCGGCGCUUCCGGGUCGCGCGCGGCCCCGCGCCCGUUCCGCCGGCCCCGGACCCGGAAGCGGCUGCGCGGCCCCGCGGCGGCGGCGGCGGCGCCGGUACGUGUGUCCAUGAAACAAGAUGGAGAGAAGAUAGUAGAGUGAGGUGGUGGCCCUGAGGACAGCAUGGCUUUCCUGGACAACCCCACCAUUAUCCUGGCUCACAUCCGGCAGUCGCACGUGACCAGCGAUGACACGGGGAUGUGCGAGAUGGUCCUGAUCGACCACGACGUGGACCUGGAGAAGUUCAACCCCUCCUCAGCCUUUGGGGACAACGGGGCAGAGCCCCAGGGGAGCAAUGGGGACACUCAGGGCUAUGUCUAUUCCCAAUCUGUCGAUAUUACCUCAAGCUGGGACUUUGGGAUCCGAAGACGAUCAAACACAGCUCAGAGACUAGAACGUCUGCGGAAAGAGAGACAAAAUCAAAUAAAAUGCAAAAACGUUCAGUGGAAAGACAGAAAUACUUCUUGCUCAGCAGAGGAGCUGAGCUCACUGUUUGAGAAGAAGAAUUUCAGAGUGAAGUCCCCAUGUUCUGGGAAGCAGUCCAUCCUCUCUGUGCGCCUGGAGCAGUGUCCUCUGCAGCUCAACAACCCCUUCAAUGAGUACUCCAAGUUUGAUGGCAAGGGCCACGUUGGUACAACAGCAACCAAAAAAAUCGAUGUCUACCUCCCACUGCACACGAGCCAGGAGAAGCUGCAGCCCAUGACCGUGGUGACCAUCGCCAACGCCAAGGUGCACGACCUGAUCGGGCUCAUCUGCUGGCAAUAUACAAGUGAGGGACGGGAACCCAAGCUGAAUGACAAUGUCAAUGCCUACUGCCUGCACAUCGCCGAGGACGACGGCGAGGUGGACACCGACUUCCCCCCGCUGGACUCCAACGAGCCCAUCCACAAGUUUGGCUUCAGCACCCUGGCCCUGGUGGAGAAGUACUCGUCCCCAGGGCUGGCAGCCAAGCAGUCGCUCUUCGUGCGCAUAAAUGCUGCUCAUGGAUUCUCACUUAUUCAGGUGGACAGUAUGAAGGUCACCAUGAAGGAUAUCUUACAAAAGGCCUUAAAGAGAAGGAAGGGAUCACAGAGAGGCUCAGGUCCUCAGUAUCGGCUGGAGAAGCAGAGUGAACCUAAUGUCCCAGUAGAUUUAGACUGUACCUUGGAGAGCCAGAGCACUUUGGAAUUCUGCCUUGUCCGGGAGAACAGUUCCAGAGGAGAAGAGGUGUCAGAGGAGGAUCCCCAGAUCGAUAUUGCCACGGUGCAGGACAUGCUCAGCAGCCACCACUACAAGUCCUUCAAAGUCAGCAUGAUCCACCGGCUGCGCUUCACCACGGACGUGCAGUUAGGUAUUUCUGGAGACAAGGUAGAGAUAGACCCUGUUACUAAUCAGAAGGCCAGCACUAAGUUUUGGAUUAAGCAGAAACCCAUUUCAAUCGAUUCUGAACUCCUCUGUGCCUGUGACCUUGCGGAAGAAAAAAGCCCAAGUCAUGCAAUAUUUAAACUUACAUAUCUAAGCAAUCAUGACUACAAACACCUUUACUUUGAAUCAGAUGCUGCUACUGUCAAUGAAAUUGUACUGAAGGUUAACUAUAUUCUAGAGUCACGAGCAAGCACAGCCAGAGCAGAUUAUUUUGCUCAGAAACAAAGAAAACUGAGCAGGAGAACAAGCUUUAGCUUCCAGAAGGAGAAGAAGUCGGGCCAGCAGUGAGGCCAAGCCUCGAGGAGAGCCCAUGUGCCGCUCCCCGCCCGCGCUGCAGCUGGGACUGUGCUGCUCCUGCUGCUGGGACUGUGCUGCUCCUGCACCCAGGGCUGUGCUGCUCCUGCUGCUGGGACUGUGCUGCUCCUGCUGCUGGGACUGUGCUGCUCCUGCACCCAGGGCUGUGCUGCUCCUGCAGCUGGGACUGUGCUGCUCCUGCAGCUGGGACUGUGCUGCUCCUGCAGCUGGGACUGUGCUGCUCCUGCUGCUGGGACUGUGCUGCUCCUGUUGCUGGGACUGUGCUGCUCCUGCAGCUGGGACUGUGCUGCUCCUGCACCCAGGGCUGUGCUGCUCCUGCAGCUGGGACUGUGCUGCUCCUGUUGCUGGGACUGUGCUGCUCCUGCAGCUGGGACUGUGCUGCUCCUGCACCCAGGGCUGUGCUGCUCCUGCAGCUGGGACUGUGCUGCUCCUGCUGCUGGGACUGUGCUGCUCCUGCACCCAGGGCUGUGCUGCUCCUGCACCCAGGACUGUGCUGCUCCUGCACCCAGGGCUGUGCUGCUCCUGCUGCUGGGACUGUGCUGCUCCUUCUGCUGGGACUGUGCUGCUCCUGCAGCUGGGACUGUGCUGCUCCUGCACCCAGGGCUGUGCUGCUCCUGCAGCUGGGACUGUGCUGCUCCUGUUGCUGGGACUGUGCUGCUCCUGCAGCUGGGACUGUGCUGCUCCUGCACCCAGGGCUGUGCUCUCCUGCACCCAGGGCUGUGCUGCUCCUGCUGCUGGGAUUGUGCUGCUCCUGCACCCAGGGCUGUGCUGCUCCUGCACCCAGGGCUGUGCUGCUCUUGCUGCUGGGACUGUGCUGCUCCUGCUGCUGGGAUUGUGCUGCUCCUGCACCCGGGACUGUGCUGCUCCUGCACCCAGGGCUGUGCUCUCCUGCACCCAGGGCAGCCAUGGCCAGUGAGGAAUCGGAACCAUCCCGUCUCUCACGGCUGGAAGAUCAUCCCUUGUCCAUGAUGGGACGUCUCCCCUGUGACAGAAAUAAAGAGCCAUAUCAGCUGGAAAGAAGACUGUUACGCUUCAGGUUCCUUUGAUUAGAAAUACGAGAAUGACGUAGACUGGCAUCAUUUAAUUACUGUAUUAUGUACAAUCACAAGAAGAGAUGUGAUUACAUAUUAUUUCACAGCCUGGUUAAAAUAAAUUAUAUACAUCUGUAAUCCACCCACGUACACGCAGGUAUUGCUUGUGACAUGAUCAAAUUUCUAAAAACAAAAUGUAGGACAAAUGUAUCCAUUUUUACUAUUAAUAAACAGAUGUAAUCUUUUUCAAGGUC